UGAGUUCAGUGUUUUGCCGACCGUGAAAUCGAAAACAAAACAAAGUGAUAUCGUUGAUGGAGCUGUCUGAAAUUAUUUGAAAAAUUAGUCAUAGAACAUUUCGAAUUGCUAUUAUUACGUUCUGUUACAGUUCAGUUACGAAAUAUCGAUUAGAAAAGAAAGCUAGUGAUCGUCGGAAUGAUAUAUGAGUUGAAGUUACAUACAAACUGCGAUUUGUUUAUUUGUCUCGAGUGACUUCGUUUUUGCUCUUUCUUCAUGGUUGCAAAUUUGCUAGAAGAAAAUCAAAACAAAAGGUUUUGUGGUCAUAUCGUUCGAGUUAGGAUAGAGCAUUGCUUUGCAAUAAGCAACUGAGACGCUCUCGUGUUUAGCGGGUAGUUUCGGAGAAUACAUUUUUAAGGCUUUAAUCAAAUCAUUGAAUAUGGCGACCCUAGAGAAACCUAAGACAAAGAAAAAAUCCAAACAUGUGCCACUCGUUUUGCCGGAUGUUCCCGUGGAUGAUCUUCUGGAGUUGGACGAGUCGCCCGAUCCGCUGUCCACGGUUGACAUAGACUUUCCCAGCACUUCAACCUCGGAUGAAGCACCAGUCAUCCAGCUGAGCGAUGAGAAAGAUCCGACAGACUUUGAAAAAUCGCCCCAUCCGGAAACGAAAUGGCAGGAAGAAGAACUGUCGGCUGAGGCGACUGCACCAUCAGCGCCUCCAAUGAUGAUGCAAUCCAAUGAAACUGUGGCGCAAACUGUUCAAGCACCUCUCUAUCCGGAUUUAACCGCUUUGCGGUUUACCGAGCAGCCAUCCGCUGGGUUGAAUGUAACCCAAAGCACGGAGGCGAUAGAGCCAUUCACGCGAGACCAGCUGGCCAUGUUCUACCGGUUGGACGACCAGCUCCGCUCGGCGGAGGCUUUCGAACAGGAAUUCAUCGGUCGCGAGCUGGAGCCCAACAGCCUCUGCAUGAAUCAUCCAUUGUAUCAACUGUUGCAGCGAUAUGCGAAAGCCCGAGCUGACUUGAAUCUGAAUCAGCUGGAACUGGAUGCGCUUCGCCGGAAGUGCAAGGAAUUGGCUGCGGAACUGUGGACCUUGAAGGAACAGACAUUUUACGCAUCAGGCAAAUGUCGUGACGGAACUGUGCUGCGUACCAGUUGUCAAGCCACGGUCGCAAGUCUCCAACAGACACCGCUGUUCGAUUUAACCACGAAUCUCAACGAUCUCAUGAAGCAAUCCUGCGUGCAAGCCAACCAGUGCACUUAUGAAGUGGAAGCCACCCGUGCUAAAAUCCAGCAAAAAAUUUUCGAAACCCUAAAUCUUCACCCGCUGCUGUCGAACCUGUCUGCAGCUGCACCCGUUGUGCUCAAUGAAAGUUCCGAUCCCAGCUUACUUCCCGGGGCGAUCGGCGAGUUGCGACUGUGCAUAUCAAUUCUUUUCAGCUUCCUCCGGAAAGGCAUCACCGAUCGGCGCUUUCUGGCGGACGUGAAAACCUGGACGGGAAUCCUAGUGGCCACGCAGUUACGCAUUGCGACGGCCCACGAUCAUCUGUUCGUGCUGUUUCACGUGCUCCGAAGUCCCAGCGGUAUAGCCGACUGGGCAAGUCCGCUGGUUCAGCUGCCCACCGGGGAUGGGUUCGUGUGGGACAGUGCCGAGUUCCAGCACGCUCUGGUGGCGUUGGCAUCGAUUCUGCUGCCCAUCAAGAAGCGGAGUGAAUUUUUGCAGAAAUUAAAACUGGACAUGAAUCGCUCGAUCGACGUUGUGCAGGAGGAAAUGUGGGCAAUCGUGGACAGCGACGGGGAGGAUUACUCCGAGUCGGAAUCGGUUCCCGAUUUGAAGGAGGCCGACCUCGUGGCGCUGAUCGAUCAAGUUCCGUUUGGGUGUGUGUACAAAGUGAUCAGCCUAGUCGAUCGAAGACUGGAUGGUAGUUUUAGGAUGAAUGAGGACGAUCUAAGUGGAAGGUAUCUGCUGAAGGUGAUUGCGUUUGGUACGACUCUGGUCGAGCUGCUCGGCAAUGGUUUGAUUACGUAUAACACCGAACGGUACCGACAGUUCGUGAAAAGAUUGGCAAGAUUGAUCAAACACACGGUUUUCUACGUAAGUGAUCUUUAUCGACUACUGUCGGAACGAUUAACGAGCGGAGAAGCAGUGUUGGAUCCAUAUCAGACGGCAAGGAUAAGCCUGGAAUUCGACGUGUUUGUCGUUCGAUCCGCACAGUUUAUCUACCGAUCGCGGGAGAUCGGGACGUGGCAAUAUCUGACCGGACUUCCCUUCGAUCAGCUCAGUGUUAAGGCGCUCUGGAAGCUCUACUAUUGCCUCCACAUGAACGAAUUCAGCGAAGAACUAAUCUCCGACGUGGAAAGCGAUUUCCGAACAAAGUGUAUAGGGGACGAUCGACGGGACAAGUUCAGAAAUAGCUUGUUCGAGAUGCCGUCGGAAGAUUUGUAUUAUUUGCUGCAAGUGUUUUCAAGUAUGGCACUUGCGAGGGAAUCAUCCGAUAUCGAAUUUGUGGAAGCCGUGACACUCAAUUUGUUCGAUAUUGGCUAUCUCAACGAAUACACCAAAGACUUCUGCUACAAGGCAGUCAAAGAUCUGCUCCUCAACAUAGUUACCAAAUAUCCUUCGCUUGUGACGAAUUUACUCCAAUCGUUGAAACAAGAUGUCGGCUCUGCCGACCAGUCUGCGAUGUACAUCUUCAAAUCGCUCCCUCUCGCUAUGUGGCGACCUCAGUGGGAUGACUUCGAGCUGCUCGCCAAUUGGCUUCUGAAUUUUGGUUUCGAUUCGAUUCAGAGCUCCACGGCGAGGGUGAUUCUAAUCCAUCUGAAUUACAACUUUGAUCACAUUCGCAGGAACCAAGAGCUGUUUCUCCCGCACCACAUCCACGUUCGAAUCGCCUGCCUCGUCAUGGAAGUCUACACAAAACACGUUCCGGAAGCGCUGGGCAGCACCCAAAGCUUCACCGCCUCUGUCGGGAGUCUCGUGAAGAGUCGGGUCGCCCAGGAGCAAUUUUUGACCUGGUGUUGGAACGUGGUGGGACUCCUGCGGCUGCACUGUAUGGACCAGAGUGCGGAAACGAUCACGAACUUGCUUCGAAAUCCCACCUUGAUUCUGCGCCAAGUUCCCGAACUGGAACGGGCAGCCCAGAUCUAUCAAGGGGUAACGGAAGGCCGGCCAAUCGCCUUCUAUCUGGCGAUUCUAAUCGGCACCGGUGGCCAUUCGGUGCCAGAAAUCUGUCACAAGGGGUUGAAGCAAAUCCGCGCACUAUUGGAUGAUCACCGUUACACGAUUGUGGUGCGCUGUUUACAGCUGAUAGUACCUCUUUUCCUGGAAUGUCCCGACAGCUUGAGUCGGUGCGAUGCGUUCAAAUCGAUUCUGCAGACGCUGCUCGCCGCGGAUAGAACUUAUGCACGACUAUCGAAGGAUCAAUUUCGGCCGGAAUCGAGCGCGCCUGUAGCGGAAAUGCUUCGAUGCAUGAUUUUGGCCCAAAUCACAAACUACGUGCGGUACGGGUUGAGCUCACCUACGCUGUUGGUUAACGUUUGGUUGCUUUGUUUAAUCGAGCUGCCCAACUGGACGAAGGACCCGGCGGUCAUUGGUCUAAUGGAUGCUAUGCUAGGGGUGGCAUAUCAAUUUCCCGACUGCUGGCAUUCCGCGAAAGAAAUUUUCCGGCCAUACUAUGCGCGCUUCGAAGACAUUAAAGCCUCCAAGCCCACUGGAUUGCUGAACCUUCUCGCAGCGAGUCCAUCCGACUUGUUUAGUUGCCCUUCUCCGACAGCGGUAUUCCUCUCGCUGUUCACCCUCGAGCAGGAGUACGAAAUCACCGAAAUCCAAACAAGCAUCUGGCACGAAAUUCUACGCACUCUCGGGCGGAGUGGCGAAUCGAAAAUAUCCUUAGAAAACGCGGUGAAAAAAUCCACGUCAAUCAUGGGUUAUCCCUCCUUCCCGGCAAGCUCGCUUACACUGUUCAAACUUGCCAAUCUGAUUGCGAACUGUUCGAUAAAGCACUACAUGUACCCAAUCGUCUGUCAGCUGUUCUUCACCAUUUACCUCUCACGGGUACCAAUGGCUCAUGACGAGGAGCGUUUCGCUCACUGCUACGCAGUGGCCGAUCGUUUCUACGAGUACAACGUCGGUUUGAUGAAGCGCAUCAAGAAGCAGUUGUACGACGCGGACUGCUAUUAUAGUGCCGCUUCCAUUGGUGAAACCAACGAAAGACAACUGUCGCUCUCCAAUCACUGCGCGCGUUUGUUCAAAACCCUGCAGCUCUGGCUGGAAGACACCCAGUUGAACAAGAUCCGAACCCAAUCAAUCGAUCUACCGCCUCAGUUUGAUCCGCACCGGUUGGCCUCGGUUUUCCAAGGAAAUCGCGACCAUUGGACGGAAUUUAUCGAUCUGCGCAGUAUCCGGAACGAACAUCGAGAGUUGGCCAACAGCUGGUUGAAGCUUUGUUUCCGCUACGAAAGUGCACCGACGGCAACAAUCUCUCCCGCGCGCUCCCUUAAACCGAGCCAAAGUGCCAUCGAUAUAACCGAUCCUAAGCAAGCGAUUUUUAAACGGCUAGAAGCUUACGACGCUCCAAAACCUCCACCGCCAGUGUCGAGAAUCGCUCCUGUCGUGAAGUCCAUUAAUUUCGCCACCGAAUCCAGUGGUUCUCUCGUUUCCACACUAAAGUCCGACUUCUCCAUCCUGGAGAGCUACGCCAGGAAGGAGUUCCACGUGAUCUACAACGAACAUCAACUGCUGGACUCCACCUAUCUGGAAACCGCCCAGAAACUCUACAUCAACGAGGACAAGGUGUACCAUAGGAGCAUUCAGUGCUCGAAUAGCUGCAAUGGUGCGGCGGAUUUCGCGAUCCGCUACAAAUCGGCCAAGCUGGACAAGAACGUGAGUGCCAUGCUGGCAGAUAACCGCAACGCUCACGAUGCACUCGUCAAACGGGAGAGAACAAUUUCCGACCACGUCGUGAGGGCGUCCGUGCGGAUUGAUGCCUUCCUGCGGCAACUCGUCGAAAUGUAUCAGGAGCUGAAGGGCCGUAAAAUGCAGACCACUUGUGAUGGCCUCAAAAGGGUGGGGACGUCACUGUUCUAUCUGUUCGUGGACAUGACCAACGAUUACAACCAGCUGUGUCCGGUGACGAAGGACGUCUGCUCGCUCGGGAUUAGCCAACUUGGGUUUUUCGUGAUAGAGGACCAAAAUAAGGAGGGAAUAAAGCUGCUGACGAUCGCACUGAAGCGCACGGAUCUGAUCAACAUGAUUAGCGAGCUGCUGGUUCCGUCGAAAUGCCCUCCGCAGUACUUCCUGGCAAUGUAUGGUUUUAUAAUCGAUUCGCACAUCAAGAAGUGUGACACGCACAUCCUGUUUGUGUUGUUGUCCAAAUUCGAUAUCGUCGCCUGGAUGGAUCGAUAUCGGCCGAAGCUGGUGGACAUUAACCAGCUGGUUGGGCUUAUUCUGCGAGGCUUGGAGGGAUGGAAUCAGCAGAACGCGGUUAUGAUUCAAGACCUCCUACAGCGACACUUGACACAUCUGUUCGAGUACGACUUUCCGGAGCACUAUGGGGAUAUCCUGCAGAUGACCCUGGCAGCAUGCUCGAAGAAAAAGAUCAAACCACUGGUCCUACUGGAUCUGGUUAACUCGAUGCGACGCAAGGUUGGCUGCCAACCGCUAGCUUGCGGGCUGGGUCUGGUAGCGAUAAAGGAAGAGUUUCGCAGCUUCGCCACGCAGCAGAGCAUUCUCUCCUAUAAGGACAUAAUCGAUACGACGGUGCUGCUGACGCAGCAUUUCCAGCAGGAGCGGCUAAACCACGGCCUGCAUGGUUUGUAUCCGAAGCACGUCGACUAUUGCGAGGUACUGUCGCUGCUGUUCGGCUCGAUGGGACAUGCGGCGGUCGUUGCAGCGAUCCAUACCUAUCCCGGAGUGCUGGCAGAUGAGUUAAUCAACUGGAUAUGGCCCCCGCUCUGCGAAAUGUUCUCCCCCUGGCUGAUUCCGUACUUCCCGCAGAACAUGAAAGGCCAGCAGCAGGUUGCCAACUGGAUCCAGCAGAUCGCAGGCAGUGGAUCGAUCCUGCCACCCUGGAGCGAGCUACACGCCGACACGGCCUUCCGAAUGAUCAAGGUGUUCGAACAGUGCCUACAGUACCUGCUGGAAACGUUCCCCUCGAGUAGUGCCGUGCUGGGACACGUUUUCUACUGGUACGAGCUCAACUUUGCUCAUCCCUCGGUGGCGCGUCACAUUGUCGUGCCGAUCCACUCUUGCCUAGCGAACCUGAGCUGGAGCAGAUUCCGACCGGCGCCGAUUCACAUCAGUGGGUUCAGUCGCAUCCUGCAGCAGUUCAUUCCCGAAGCUCACCAAUUCGUGGGUCAUAUCUUCUUACGCAUCGCCUGGACUCCGUGGCUGCAGCAGAACCUCACGCUUUGGGACUACGAGCUGCGGUACCAGAUGCUGUCAGCGCUGCUGAUGAUCUUCGUCAAGAUAUCGUACGAACCGAACGCGCGAGAGGGUCUCAAGAUUGUGAGCCUUCUCCAGGAAGCCUGCAACUACCCGUGGCAUCUGCUAGAGUAUCAGGGUGUGGAGGCUGUCCUGGAUUGGUUCGUUCUAUCGACCGAACCUUCAAUCGUCCUCAAAAUGCCCUCGGAGGGCGAAGUGAUAGACAGUGCCGUACUGGAUCUGUUACAGGUCGCCUGCGGCAUGAAGUUCAACCAGGGCAACCCGCUCGAGACGUCCAGUUUGCGGUCACAGGUUCAGGCGAAGCGCAUCUUGUACGUGAGAACCACAGCCAGACUGUUGAAUGCUUGCGGCGCCAAGUACCAGAAGUUGUUAGGGACGAAGCAGGGCAUGCAGGCAUUCCACAAUGCAGUUCUGGGAGUACUGAAUACAAUCGAGACCGUGCUGCUGCAAAUUCAGACCGCGAAAGAUCGAGAAUUUGAGGCGAAAAAUCUGACGGCGGAAGUGAUUGUAUCAUUACAAUCGCACGGAGAGAGCACAGCAAAAUUAUUCAUCGAAGCGAUCAUUCUGUGGACGGAAAACUGCCGCACCAGCGACAGUUACAUAAUCCCCUCGACACUGUGCUCCAUCGGGAUGUGCAAAAGCUUUACGCACAAUCUCUACUGGCUGGUGGAGGAGAUGCUGUUCCAUUACUUCAGUAAAUGCGCUCGCGAUCGAACCUCGAACGCGGGUCAGGUAAUACUAGAUGCCACGUGGGCGGAAUCGUUACGAAAAAUAGGUCCCGGAACGAUCAAGGGUUUCAACGAAGAGGCACUGGUGAAGAACCGAUUCCUGCUAGUGUACCAUUUGCUUGUGUUGCAGCGACUGCAGGAAGCGCACAGCCCCGGGGAAAAGAUUCUGGUGUUGCAGAAACUGUUCAAAACGCUGGAGGGACUCAAAAUGAGCGACCAAAGCGAGGCCAAGCAGAUCAUGUUGUGGGGCCUCAUGGUGGUGGUCGGUGUUAAAAUCCUGAUUGCAUCUUCCGACGGUCAGAACCAUCUGCUAACGUUGGCACGUUACCUGCAGAACAGUUCCCGGGACACCGAAGGCUGGGGUGAGGGCCUCCUGGGAGCGAUCGGUAUUCGGAAGGACGGAACCAGCGUUCGAUUGAAGGUGGUGGCCAAGUGUCUCUCCUGUGUGGUGUUCCUUCUAUUUGGCGAGGAUUCAGCCGAUGUGUGCGAAGCCACCGAAGGACCGAUCUCGAUCGAUGCGUCCAAUCGGUGCAAGGAAUACGUGCAAGCCGUGGCCGAUUUGAGCCAGACGCUCACCAAUAAAAGGUAUGCCGAAAUGCACGUGAAAACUCGUGCCGCAAUCAAUUUGUUCGAGAACACGGUCAUGGUUGCGAACAUAUCGGCGAAUGUGUGCAAUAUUUUGCGACUGUUCUGCGAUGAGUCUUUUUUCCGCUCGGUGGAGGAUGUUUGGAAGCCAUAAUAGACAAUUUUUAAGUUUGAGGUGUUUCUCUAUUUCUCUGGAGAAAAGAAAAGAUUUUCAUAUAUUGCUUUUUGGGAUGAAACCUCAAGCUAGUUAUUAUUAAUAUAUACAACUACGCCUCGGGAGGCUGUACACAAAA
Messenger RNA from Toxorhynchites rutilus septentrionalis, 8027 nucleotides. RefSeq names its product ectopic P granules protein 5 homolog (gene Epg5). The record is from RefSeq and is a predicted model, not a curated record. Gene Ontology annotation, biological process: autophagosome maturation. Gene Ontology annotation, cellular component: cytoplasm. Bases 419 to 7888 code for a protein of 2489 amino acids. The transcript has 11 exons. NCBI's taxonomy places the organism in Eukaryota, Metazoa, Arthropoda, Insecta, Diptera, Culicidae.